UCCUCUGGACAGGUUUGGAUAAAUCUCCGCCUCUUUGCUGCUCCCUCCACUAUGUAACUCCCAAUCUGAGACCUCUCACAAGAUGUUUGUUUGAAAUACUCUGUGCUGCUGUGAAGACCUGCUCCUUCUACUGUACUAUGCCACUGCACUAGUUUUUCUCUGAGUACUUUGUGCUGCAGGGGACCUGGCUUUUUCCACUAUAUAACUCUAAUCCCGUGACCUUUAACACCAAUGACAAGCCUCUCCUGAAAUACUGUGCUACUGAAAAGAAGUCACCUCCUUUCACUCCCAGAAGAGCUGCACAAAACCCUCCUGAAAUACUCUGUGCUACUAAUCUGGUUAUGAUAUGUCUCUUCUAUGAUAACCCCUAAGCCUUCUGGGAAACGUAGUCACUUCCUCCUUGUUUGUUGCAGUAUUGAUUGAAAGAGAAAACUACAACUCCCAGAAUCCUUUUCGUCUUUUUUUCUUAGAACAUUUUAGUGGGCGGAGCCUGGAAGUUUUCAGUCACAUAAUAGAAGUUUGGUAGAGAGUGCGCCGCACAGGUUGGAGUUGGGACACGAUGUACAACAUAUCCCAGCAGCCACAGAGAGUGAAGGUGAAGCUCUGGGAAGAUUCUGCCUCCCGGGAUAAUUUUGGAUGUUGGAUUUGUGUUCCUGAAAAGCGACCCAAGAUGCACACGGUGCAGAAGGACACCACGUUCACAAAGAUCUUUGUUGGGGGGCUCCCAUAUCAUACCACCGACUCGUCCCUCAGGAAAUACUUUGAGGUUUUUGGGGAUAUUGAUGAAGCGGUGGUGAUCACGGACAGACAGACCAGCAAGUCCAGGGGCUAUGGCUUUGUCACAAUGGCGGACAGAGCAGCUGCUGAUCGGGCCUGCAAGGACCCCAACCCUAUUAUCGAUGGCCGUAAAGCAAAUGUGAACCUCGCUUAUAUCGGAGCCAAGCCAAGGAACCUCCAAACUGGUUUAACUAUCGGAGUUCAGCAGAUACACCCAGCCUUCAUCCAGAGACCUAUCGGACUGACGCCGCAAUAUAUAUACCCACACACCCUUAUCCAGCCAAGUGUGGUCAUUCCAACGCCAAUCCAGUCUCUACAAUCUCCGUACAUUGAUUAUAAUGCUGCUACCCAGGCCUACACCCAUUACACCACAGCUGCCUAUGAACAGUAUCCCUAUGCAGCCUCACCCGCCACUGGCUACAUGGGCUAUGGCUACACCAGCGCUGUCCAGCAGCCUAUCACCAGUACCACCACUGGAGCUCCACCCACCGCCUACAUCCAGUACCAGCCAGCACAGCUCCAGCCAGAUCGUCUGCAGUGAGAGAACGGUCUUCCUAGGCUUCCCAUCUAUUACCGCCAGAGGAUGCGGCUGCUAGAAGACAAAAACGUAUUAACGUACAUAUCGCAAAAGACUCCUACGCCAUGCCCUUAAGAUUUCAGUUGUGUUACAGACAAUGUUGGAGGCUCUUUGUUAAAUAUUUUUUUUUUGGCAUCCUGAGAAAAUAAUUGGGAGUCGUACAUGGAAAGAGGGGACCCAAUAUUUGACGUUGCUCCCUCUGUCCUUUUUUUGCAAGUUAAAAAAAUAAAUUUAAAAAAAGGAAGAAAUAGAAAUGGGCAGGGCAAAGUCUCCUGAUGGUACUUUUUUUUUUUUUAAAAAGCAAAAAAAAAACUAAAAAACAAGCAAAACUUUUCAUUGUUGAUCUAAGAACUAAACUGCUCAGCGAUGCCUUACAGAAAUAACUAUUUUUCAAUAUUUAUUGUAUUAUAUAUAUUUUUUUUAUGUUCACCUUAGCUGUGAAUUAGUACAUGAAGGGGCAGGAGUAUUUAUCCACCUUGUUAAUUUUUUUUUUUUUUGCUAAGUUAUUGUUUAAAAAAAAAAAAUUCUAGAUUAUUGCAGACUAUUUCAAUAUGCAAAUGACGGAGAAUGGACUUAAACUUCCGAUUGAGGGAGUUGUAAAAGCGGGGACCUCCGUAGUCAUGGCACUGUAAUAUUUUAUUGAUAAUAACUGUUCCAAUAUAUAUAUUACAAAAAAGAAAAAAGACACAAAAAGGAGUACAUUGUUUAACUGCUGAGGUCUCGUAGUGCUGCAACAGAGGAAAAUGCAGUAUUUUAUGUAGAGACGAGAUGGAGAAAUCGCAACACCAAAAGUGAUUUUACGAAGAUGGCUUAUAAAAGCAAAAAAAACAAAACUAUAUAAUA
Hyla sarda is the source of this 2197-nucleotide messenger RNA. RefSeq names its product RNA binding motif protein 38 (gene RBM38). The record is from RefSeq and is a predicted model, not a curated record. NCBI's taxonomy places the organism in Eukaryota, Metazoa, Chordata, Amphibia, Anura, Hylidae. Gene Ontology annotation, cellular component: cytosol. The coding region runs from base 560 to 1318 and encodes 252 amino acids. The transcript has 5 exons. Gene Ontology annotation, molecular function: RNA binding.